UGUGUCCUUGUACAGCUUUUUUAAAAAAAAAAAAAAUGUAUUUGUGCAGUACAUCCGUCCAGUGGUUAGAAAAAAUGAAACGCUGUAUUUCAGGAAAUCACCCCCACACACAAACACCCAUUGAUCCGAGGUUUUUAAUAGCAACUUGGUUUCCACAAACUAACACGUAGUUUUUGUUUUCUUCUGAACGCUUCCGGCUCUUUCUGUGACGUUAUUUAUUAUUUUUAUAUAAAAGGCCCAACUUGUCCGAUAAGAGGAAUUAUUAUUUUCUUUCUCCAAAUCUUUUCCUGUCAAACGCACAGCCCGGCCGUUGUGUCGGCAAAUGUUUCACGCCGCUUUCAUCGGCGUCACGAGGGGCCGCGAUUUGGGAGUGCGGAAAAACAUUUGGGUUUUGUUUUUGUUUUUGUUUUUGUUUUUUUCCCCCCGUUCUGCAAUGAUCCGAAAGGAGGGCGUGACCUUUUGGGGCAUCGCCACGGCGACGGCAGUGGGGGGGGAAUCACGGCGGGUCAUGUGCUUUUCGCGCUCAUUGAAUUAGCGUUCGGCUCGAGGAUUGCGCAUUGUGAGGAUCGGGCUCGGGGGAGGCUGACGUCGCUCCGCGGGCUUUCUAUCUAAAAGCAUAAAAACCGUAAGGUUACCGUGGCGAUCAAGACCAGAACCGUCAUGGGAAUAAAAAGCGUCACAGCAUUUUUCCUGGUGGUCAGCAUGUGCGGGGGCCCCCUGCGAGCGCUGGGCACGACCGCCAACAUCAAGCACAUCGCCAUGGGCAGAUGCUUCGAUUACAUCACGCUCGUCAACCCCAGCGUGUGGUACGACUGCGAGGAGAUCUGGCGAGCGUUCGAGGAGGCGGUGGUGGGACAGGCUUCGUGCGACGUGGCCGCCGAGCAGUACCGCCGCAUGUUCCAAGCCAUGCCGCAAACGUGGGCCUGCGACCGGUUCCUGUUUUGGAGCAAGACCAAGAGGCUGAUACAGGACUACACGGCCGUGGCGCGUCACUUCCGGACGCUGGAGGACACGCUGGUGGGGUUCAUGUUCAACGACCUGGUCUGGUGCGGCCGACAGGAAGACGCGGAUUUCGAUUUCCGCUCCUGCCCCAAAUGGUCGGCGUGUUUGAAUCAUCCCGUCCACUCCUUGUGGAGGCAAGCGUCCAAAAACUUCGCCGAGCUGGCCUGCGGCAACAUCACCGUGCUGCUCAACGGCUCCAUCGAGUCGGCUUUCAACAGGAACAGCAUGUUCGGAAGCGUGGAGCUGGACAAUCUGAACCCGCGACGGGUGAACUUCGUCAACAUUAAAGUGGUGACGAACGUGGAGGGCCCGUUCGUAGAAUCCUGCAGCGAGGGUUCCGUCGCGGACUUGAUCCGAAUCCUGCAGUCUCGAGGAUUCCGCUGGACGUGCUCGGACAACGACCAGAUCCUGAUGACCCUGCAGUGCCUCCGGAAACCGGAACACCCGUCGUGCCGGCCCUGCGCGGACAGCCUGUCAGCCGGAAGGUCCGCGGUCCGGCUGGCGGAUUUCGGCGCCGCAAAGACAAAUGCCGUGUCAGAAAAAUGACGAGAAUAAUAUGAAUUUCUUUUUAAGCAGAAGAAUCGAGUUGUACGCUUGUAAGGAUUGCGUCAAAUCCGUUUUUUCUUUCUUCAAGAAUGAGUUCCACUCUUCUGACGUUGCAGCGCUUCCCCGCAUGUUCACAAGAUGCCUCAGAAAAGUAGUGCUUUGGCGCCAUCUUGUGGCGCGUCGGUGCCAAGGAGCUGGCGUGAGAUGGGCCAAUAACAGAUUCGUCCUUUGGCGCCAUCUUGUGGCAUCCACAAGCAAUUGUAAAAAAAAAAAAAAAAAAAUGU
Messenger RNA from Syngnathoides biaculeatus (alligator pipefish), 1832 nucleotides. Its product is annotated as ADP-ribosyl cyclase/cyclic ADP-ribose hydrolase 1. Gene Ontology annotation, cellular component: plasma membrane. Bases 661 to 1548 code for a protein of 295 amino acids. Gene Ontology annotation, biological process: positive regulation of B cell proliferation. Gene Ontology annotation, molecular function: phosphorus-oxygen lyase activity; NAD+ nucleosidase activity. The transcript has 9 exons. Lineage: Eukaryota; Metazoa; Chordata; Actinopteri; Syngnathiformes; Syngnathidae. The record is from RefSeq and is a predicted model, not a curated record.